UUGAUUUGGUGUUCUGUUACCUUAAAUUUCUCUCUAAACGAAUUAGCCAUAAUUAACCAUAUUUACCAAAAGCCUUUAUUAUUGUUGAGCAAGAGGAAUACCCUUUUGCCUCAACCCUUCCAAAGGGCUUGUGGUUUCAUCACCCAGCUUCCCAUGCCUUCAUGUUUUCUAUGCUUCUCUAAGAGUUCCAUCUCCACAUUAACACAAUGGAGAGCAUAAAAACAUGGGUUGCCUUUUUGUUUCUCUCAUGCUUAAACCUCAUCAAUGUUUUUACUUAGCGAUUGUUGUUUUGGUAUACCAAAAUAGUUAUUGUUCUGGUACACCAAAAUAGUUCUACAUUACUUAGAAAUCGAGGUAAAAAGAAACUAGAAAAAUGGAUAAGAAAGCAACAAUUCUAAUGCAAAAAUAUGAAAUAGGACGCAUGCUUGGCCAAGGAAACUUCGCCAAAGUGUACCAUGCAAGAAACUUGAAAACAGGACAAAGUGUUGCCAUCAAGGUGUUUAACAAAGAAAUGAUCAUGAGAGUAGGUUUGAAGGAACAAGUAAAGCGCGAAAUCUCGGGGAUGCGUCUCGUUAGACAUCCCAACAUUGUGGAACUCUAUGAGGUCAUGGCAAGUAAAACAAAGAUAUAUUUUGCAAUGGAAUACGUGAAAGGUGGCGAACUUUUCGACAAAGUGUCGAAAGGUAAGCUAAGGGAAGAUGUGGCUAGGAAAUAUUUUCAACAGCUUAUUGAAGCUGUUAAUCAUUGUCACAAGAGAGGGGUUUAUCAUCGUGACCUUAAACUAGAAAAUCUUCUCCUUGAUGAAAAUGGUGACCUCAAAGUUUCAGAUUUUGGUCUAAGUGCAUUAUUGGAAUCAAAGAAAAAAGAUGGUCUUUUACACACAACAUGUGGUACUCCAGCUUAUGUAGCACCUGAAGUUAUAAGGAAAAAAGGUUAUGAUGGAGAUAAAGCUGAUAUUUGGUCUUGUGGAGUUGUUCUCUAUGUUCUAUUAGCUGGUUUUCUUCCUUUCAAUGAGAAAAAUCUAAUGGAAAUGUAUAAGAAGAUUACAAAAGCUGAUUUCAAGUUUCCGCAAUGGUUUCGUUCCGAUGUUAAAAGGCUUCUCUAUAGAAUUCUUGAUCCUAAUCCAAGAACAAGAAUUAGUAUUGACAAAAUCAUGCAAAAUAGUUGGUUUUUAAAAGGUUAUAACCAAAUUGAAGCACCUAAAUUACCGCCUUUAUCGCCUACACGCGGCGAUAUCUGGGAUGUUCAUAAUGUAUUUGAUUUUGAUUUAUUAUCAUCACCAUCAAGUAGUUCAUAUGGAACUCCAAGUCCAAUGUGUGUUAUUAACGAUGAUGAAUGCAACAUGAAGCCUUAUUGUUUCAAUGCAUUUGAUCUAAUAUCACUCUCUUCAGGAUUCAAUCUUUCAGGCUUGUUUGAGAAAGAUAUGAAUGAAAGAGAGAAUGCAAGAUUUGCUACAAAAAGACCACCUUCAAUAGUUGUGUCAAAACUUGAAGAGAUAGCACAAAUAGAUGGUAGAUUUAAGGUUAUGAAGAAAAAUGGGAUCAUUAGAUUGGAAGGAACUGAGACAGGGCUAAAUGAUCAACUAAGUAUAGAUACAGAAAUUUUUGAAGUUACAUCAUCAUUUUAUAUUGUUGAGAUCAAUAAAAUUGCUGGUGAGACAUUGGAAUAUAGGAAAUUCUGGGAUCAUUAUUUAAAGCCUUCCCUAAAUGAAAUAGUUUGGGUUUGGCAAGGAUAAGAACAGUAUAAUCAAUAGUAGCUUCAAAAAUAUGUUUAUAGGCUCCUCUCUUUUUUGAUAGAAGGUGCUCUUAUAUCAAAUUGUGUUACCAUCUUGUUGCAACUUUCUUCUCAAUUCUACUUCUUUCAUAUAAUUUUUCUUCAUAUAUGAAGGUGAAAUUUCUAU
This is a messenger RNA of Cicer arietinum (chickpea), 1900 nucleotides long. Its product is annotated as CBL-interacting serine/threonine-protein kinase 20. The record is from RefSeq and is a predicted model, not a curated record. NCBI's taxonomy places the organism in Eukaryota, Viridiplantae, Streptophyta, Magnoliopsida, Fabales, Fabaceae. Gene Ontology annotation, biological process: protein phosphorylation; signal transduction. Gene Ontology annotation, molecular function: protein serine/threonine kinase activity; ATP binding.